AUGUCCAAUGCAACUGAAUCUCAGACCACCAUCACUGCUGGACGGGGUAUACUGGAAAGAGUGUUGUUUUCCACUGUGACUACACUGCCAUGCUGUGUUUUCCUCAUCAUUAAUGGGGCCAUGUUAUUCACCUUGAGGAGUAAAACUGUGUUUUGUGAAACCUCCCGUUACAUUCUCCUGUACAACCUGCUUUUUGCAGACACUGCAGUGCUAGCACAGAGUCAGUUACUGUACCUACUGGCUGCUUUUAGAAUAAGGCUGACAUAUCCUGUGUGUGGUGUUCUCACCAUGCUCGCCAGUCUCACAACUGCAAUCUCUCCUCUCACACUGGUGGUGAUGUCUCUGGAGAGAUAUGUAGCUGUGUGCUACCCACUGAGGCACGCUACCAUCAUCACCAUCAGAAACACAAGAAAGGCCAUUUUUGGGAUUUGGGCCUUCAGUUCACUCAAUGUCCUCGCACGAAUUCUUUUAUUAUUGGAUUUUCCAUUUCAAGACCUAGAGAACCUGCAAAUGAUAGAAUACUGCACUGAAGAAAACCUGCUGCUCGAGCCAGUGUCUAACCUUUAUGAUAAAGUCUACACUUCUUUUCUGUUUGUAUCAGCAAGUGUGAUAAUCACUUUCUCCUACAUUGGUGUGAUGGUAGCAGCCAGGUCAGCCUCUACAGACAAAGCUUCAGCUCGUAAGGCUCGUAACACACUGCUGCUGCAUCUGGUGCAGCUGGGUCUCAGUCUCUUGUCAACGAUGUCCAAUCAACUGUUUGUAGUAAUCUCAAAGGUUCUAAGCAAGAUAGCUGUAGUGCGCAUUCAGAUUGUUGUUUACGUGUGUAUUAUCAUCUUUCCAAGAUGUUUGAGUGCUCUGAUCUAUGGCAUCAGAGACCAAACCAUCAGACCUGUUCUCAUAUACCAUCUCUGCUGUCACCUGAAACUAUCCAUUAAUCCAGCCACCAAUGAGAUCUCACCUUAG
Lates calcarifer (barramundi perch) is the source of this 963-nucleotide messenger RNA. RefSeq names its product odorant receptor 131-2-like. Gene Ontology annotation, cellular component: membrane. The transcript has a single exon. Gene Ontology annotation, biological process: G protein-coupled receptor signaling pathway. Lineage: Eukaryota; Metazoa; Chordata; Actinopteri; Centropomidae. Gene Ontology annotation, molecular function: G protein-coupled receptor activity. The record is from RefSeq and is a predicted model, not a curated record. The coding region runs from base 1 to 963 and encodes 320 amino acids.